CUUCCGCCGGAGCGCGGGUCCGGCCGCCGCCCGAGCAUGGACGACCCGGACUGCGACUCGACCUGGGAGGAGGACGAGGAGGAGGACGGCGAGGGCCCGAGCGCUGGGGGCGGCGAGGAUGGCGAGGCCGGCGCCCCGGGGGACGCGGACGCGGAGGACGAGGACGAGGACGAGGAGGACGCGCGGGCGGCGCGGCCCGGAACGCUCCAGGCCAGGCUGCUGGGGUCCCGAAACUGGCGAGCCGUGCGGGACACCCGCAGAUACCGGCACCAUUACCCGGAUUUGAUAGAACAAGCUGGCAAUGGUGACAUGCCAAACCUGAGUUUCUACAGAAACGAGAUCCGCUUCCUGCCCAAUGGCUGUUUCAUUGAAGACAUUCUUCAGAACUGGAGGGAGGACUAUGACCUCCUGGAAGAGAAUCACUCCUACAUCCAGUGGCUCUUCCCGCUGCGCGAACCUGGAGUGAACUGGCACGCCAAGCCCCUCACGCUCCAGGAGGUUGAGGCAUUUAAAAGCUCCGAGGAAGUCAGGGAGCGGUUUGUCCAGGCCUACGAGCUCAUGCUGGGGUUCUACGGGAUCCAGCUGGAGGACCGAGACACUGGGCAGGUGCGCCGAGCACACAACUACCAGAAGCGCUUCCAGAACCUCAACUGGCACAGUCACAACAACCUCCGCCUCACGCGCAUCCUCAAGUCCCUGGGCGAGCUGGGCCUGGAGCGCUACCAGGCGCCGCUGGCGCGCUUCUUCCUGGAGGAGACGCUGGUGCGCCGGGAGCUGCCGGCCGUGCGGCAGAGCGCGCUGGACUACUUCGUGUUCACCGUGCGCUGCCCGCGCCAGCGCCGCCAGCUGCUGCGCUUCGCCUGGGAGCACUUCCGGCCGCGGCGCAAGUUCGUCUGGGGGCCCCACGACAAGCUGCGCCGCCUGCGCCCGCCCCUGCCCGCCGGCGCCGGGCCGGCCGACGGCGAGGGGAGCCCCGGGGACCCCCUCCGCCAGGCCGGCGCCUCGGGACAGACCUGCGGGCCGGGGCGGGCGGACGGCGGGGACGGCGGGGCUGCGGGCCCCCCGCCGCCGCAGGGCGCUCUGGCGGGGGACCAGGAGGGGGAGGCGGGGGCCCGCGGAGAGGAGGGCCCGGAGCCCCCGAGCCCCAAGGAGAGCAAGAAGAGGAAGUUGGAGGCCAACCGGCGGGAGCAGGCCCCAGGGGAGCCGGGCGCCCAGAGCGCCUCGGACGUGGAGAAGAUUGCUCUGAACCUGGAGGGCUGCGCCCUCAGCCACGGCAGCCUCGGCCGGGGGUCCCAGGAAUUGGGCAUCCAGGCCCCGGGGGAGGCCGAGCAGCCCUGCCCCCAGCCCCCAGGGGCCAAGGUGGCCGAAGAGGUGAGGAAGAGAAGGAAGGUGGACCAGGGCCCCUGGGACGGUGCCUCGGUGGGUGGCACUGGUGGAGACGGUGGGACCGAGAAGCCAGCCCCCGCCCGGCACCCUGCCGCGCCGGGCUGCCCUGAGGCCAGAGAGGGUGAGAAUGGGGUGGAGGAGGCAGAAGGCUGGGCAGGGCUGGAGCAGGCUGCCCCCGGGGGCUCAGCCGCGGCAGCACCACCGGUGGAUAAGGAAGCUGAGGUAGGGCCUUAGGCUAAACCCAGAGAGCCUUCAGGGAAGCCACAGGUCUGGGGAGCCCCGUUGCCGGCUGUUGUCAGCUCCGUGCGGUACUGGCCCCUCCCUGAGGGCCCCUCCCUGGUGGCCGCCGCAGCUGCCGGAAGCCAGGAACUUCGGAAUCCUUACCUCGAACUCACGCCCCACCGCCUCCUCUGUGCGGCGCCCCCCGCCCCGCCCCCCUGCCCGUCUUUGUAAAUUGGCCCUUAAGGGUUGGGGGUGGGAGUGUGGUUCAUUUUCUUAGUCUGGUGCCAAGGCCUUUUCUGAAUAAACUGAUUUG
This is a messenger RNA of Neomonachus schauinslandi (Hawaiian monk seal), 1921 nucleotides long. RefSeq names its product opioid growth factor receptor (gene OGFR). Bases 37 to 1620 code for a protein of 527 amino acids. Gene Ontology annotation, cellular component: membrane. Gene Ontology annotation, molecular function: opioid growth factor receptor activity. The record is from RefSeq and is a predicted model, not a curated record. Lineage: Eukaryota; Metazoa; Chordata; Mammalia; Carnivora; Phocidae. The transcript has 7 exons.